AUGGCUGCCCCCGCCCUCAAGUACAAGGUCGCCGACAUCUCCCUGGCCGCCUUCGGCCGCCGCGAGAUCGAGCUCGCUGAGAUCGAGAUGCCCGGUCUCAUGGCUAUCCGUGAGAAGUACGGUGCCGCUCAGCCUCUGAAGGGUGCCCGCGUUGCUGGUUGUCUUCACAUGACCAUCCAGACUGCUGUCCUCAUCGAGACCCUCACUGCCCUCGGUGCUGAGGUUACCUGGUCCAGCUGCAACAUCUUCUCCACCCAGGACCACGCCGCUGCCGCCAUUGCCGCUGCUGGUGUCCCCGUUUUCGCCUGGAAGGGUGAGACCGAGGAGGAGUACAACUGGUGCUUGGAGCAGCAGCUCCUUGCCUUCAAGGAUGGCCAGAAGCUCAACCUCAUCCUCGACGACGGUGGUGACCUCACCUCCCUUGUUCACACCAAGUACCCCGAAAUGCUCGAGGGCUGCUUUGGUCUGUCCGAGGAGACCACCACCGGUGUCCACCACCUCUACCGCAUGGUCAAGGAGAACAAGCUCCUUGUCCCUGCUAUCAACGUCAACGACUCCGUCACCAAGUCCAAGUUCGACAACCUGUACGGUUGCCGUGAGUCCCUCAUCGAUGGCAUCAAGCGUGCCACCGAUGUCAUGAUUGCUGGCAAGAUCGCCGUUGUCGCUGGUUUCGGUGAUGUCGGCAAGGGUUGCGCCCAGGCUCUCCACACCAUGGGUGCUCGCGUUCUCGUCACCGAGAUUGACCCCAUCAACGCUCUCCAGGCUGCUGUUCAGGGUUACGAGGUCGUCACCAUGGAGGAGGCUGCUCCCCUUGGUCAGAUUUUCGUUACCACCACUGGUUGCCGUGACAUCCUUGUCGGCUCCCACUUCGAGGUCAUGCGCAACGACGCCAUUGUUUGCAACAUCGGUCACUUCGAUAUCGAAAUCGACGUUGCCUGGCUCAAGGCCAACGCCAAGUCCGUCCAGAACAUCAAGCCCCAGGUUGACCGCUACCUGAUGGCCAACGGCCGCCACAUCAUCCUCCUCGCUGAGGGUCGCCUUGUCAACCUCGGCUGUGCUACCGGUCACUCUUCCUUCGUCAUGUCCUGCUCUUUCUCCAACCAGGUCCUUGCUCAGAUUGCUCUGUUCAAGGCUGAGGACAAGGCUUUCGGCCAGCAGUACCCCGAGUUCGGUACCUCCGGCAAGAAGCCCGUUGGCGUCUACGUUCUGCCCAAGGCUCUCGACGAGCAGGUCGCCUACCUUCACCUUGCCCACGUCAACGCCAAGCUCUCCACCCUCACCCCUGUGCAGGCUGAGUACCUUGGCCUGGAUGCCAAGGGUCCUUACAAGGCUGACCACUACCGUUACUAA
Molecule: messenger RNA, 1350 nt
Organism: Aspergillus calidoustus
Lineage: Eukaryota; Fungi; Ascomycota; Eurotiomycetes; Eurotiales; Aspergillaceae
Source: the annotation of a GenBank genome assembly